Chrysoperla carnea is the source of this 4002-nucleotide messenger RNA. RefSeq names its product putative leucine-rich repeat-containing protein DDB_G0290503. NCBI's taxonomy places the organism in Eukaryota, Metazoa, Arthropoda, Insecta, Neuroptera, Chrysopidae. Bases 1 to 4002 code for a protein of 1333 amino acids. The record is from RefSeq and is a predicted model, not a curated record. The transcript is spliced from 18 exons.
AUGUCGUAUGUACACAAACGAGAUCGAGUAUUUUAUCCGGCUGGCGAUGCUGCACAAAAUAGUCCACGACCAAGGACAAACAAUACACAAUUAGGACAGUUAAUACCAAUCCAUGUGCUACUUGAAACUUUAAUUACGAGUCAAACUACCGAAAUUGAUAAAUUAAAACAACAAAAUAAUUUUUUGAAAGAAAAACUUCAAUUGUAUGAUAAUUUGCAGUUAACAGAAACACAAAACGCUGAAAUUGAUGUGGCUUUGAACCAUCUUAACAAAAAAGAGUAUAUUAAUUCAGAAAGCAAUCUAUCUGAUUUAGAAGAAAAAUGUAAUAUCUCUGAUCUAGAAAAGUAUUGUGUUCAACUUAGCGAUAAGUUCCAAAAUUAUAUUGAUUCUUCAGACGAUUCAUCAACUUUCUGUCAAGAGAAUUUAAAUUGUUACAUAACUGACGAACAAAGUGUUUUAAAACCUUUACCUAUCGAUAUUGAAGAAAUAAUUAUUGAAAAAGAAUCGUUAAUAAUUGCAUUAGAACAUAGAAUUGCAGCAUUGCAAUUAGAAAUGGAGGACGGAUUUAUGCAUUCGGUAAAAGAAUUAGAAUCAUUAAAUAAAGAAAUAUCACAAAAAGAUAUACUCUUAAGAGAGGUAACAUCAUGUCAAGAUAUUAUAAAAAAAUUACAAAAUGAUUUAAAUAAUUCACAAAUUAAUCAAGCACAUGAAAAACAAAUUAUUAAAGAAGAGAUGGAUUCAUUAAAACAAUAUUGUAAUACUAUAUUAGAUAAACAAAAAUAUUAUGACGAAAUAUUACACGAACAGGACGAAUACAAUCGUAUUAAACAUGAAUUAGAUUAUCAACGUGAUAUACACGAUAAAUAUAAAAAAGUUUUGAGCGAAUGUGAUUUGUUACGUAUUCAAGUUUCUGAGUAUAAUUCACUGAAAGAUGAACUUAAUAGUUUACGUUUUCGAGCUAAGGAAGCCGAUUGUUUACGUUUAGAACGUGAUCAGUUACAAUGUCGAAUUGAAAAUUUAACAGCAAUUGAAUGUGAAUAUUUACAAUUAGUUGAUAAAACUAAUAAUUUUGAUACAAUUAAAUUGGAACGGGAUAUAUAUAAAACGAAAAUGAAUGAGCUUUUAGCAACAAAUCAUAAAAAAGAUUUAACCAUUUCACAACUGCAAUUAGAAUGUAAACAAUUAACGAUACAGUUGGAGUAUAUGGCUAAAGAGCAGGAUUCACAACAAAAACGAACGAUAGAUGCAUUUAAUGAAUUACGUGAAGAAAUUAUUAAAAAAAAUAAAAAAAUUGCAUUCUACGAAGAACAAUUGCUUGAAUUUGAUCACAUCAAAGAAGAAAUGCACGAUUUACAAAAUCAAAUUGCAUGUACAAUUGAAAGUGCUGAAAUAGAGCAUACAAUUGACACUGAACAUGAAGAGAAAUGCGAUAAACAUUUUGAACAAGUACAAAAUGAAUAUUUAAAACUACUUGAUGAAUUAAAUGAAAAAAACGUACAAUUAGAACAUACUAAAAAUGCAUUAAUCAAACGUAUCAAAAAUUUAGAAUAUCAAAACAGUGGACAAAUUAUACAAAAUUAUUUAGAUGACUUAAAAAAUCUAUCACAAAAACAAUUGUUGUUACAACAAUCAUAUCUUGAAUAUGAAAUUUCAUUACAAUUUCUGUUUGGGAAAAUUCAUCCACAACAAGAAUUAUAUAUAACUGAAAAAGAAUCGAAUCAAUUUGUUGAUUUAUUAAAUAAAUCUAUUCAUAUAAUUUAUGUCAAACGUAAAAAUUCCUCAUCGAAUUCAUCAUCAACCGGAUUAACAUGUGGAGCUCAACUUCCAGCUGCAUCAUCUAGUUCCAAUUUUGAUUUUUAUAAUAUAUUGGAUGUGAUUAAUAAACACGAGCAAUCAAAUAAUGAAUUCAAGGAAUUACUAGAACGAAUUAUAAUUUUGGAAGACAAAUUUAACAUAAAAAAUAACGAAAACACUGAAAUUGAAAAAUGUACGCUACGUUCAAAUAAUCAGUUGAAUUAUGAAAUUAAAGAAUUAAUAGAACGAGUGAGAAUAUUGGAGUAUAAAAGUUCUUGUGUUAACGAACAAUUAACAUCGAAUAUUUCUGACAUUGAAAAGGCUAACUAUGAUGAAAUUGAAUUGAAUAAUGAAAUUAAAAUAUUAAAUGACCGUGAAAAAAUUAAAGAAGAUGAAACGGAGAAUCUUUUAACACAAUUAGAAAAUCAAAUAGUUGUACUAAAGAAAAAUUCAAUAACAAAUUUAAAUCGAUGUCAACUAAAUGAUAAAGGGACAAAUAUACAACUAUCAGUCAAUCGCCGUCAAUCAUGCGAUAAAGGUGCAAAUGUUCAAUUCGAUUACAAGAAAUAUAUUGUAGAAUUACGAGAAUUACAAAAUAUCAUUGAAAGAGUGAAAGAUGAUUUUUUAACAUCAGAAAUUAUACCUCUACAUGUAAUAAACACUGCUGAAAAUAUUGAAUCGAUUUUUGAAAAAAUUAAUCAAUUAUCGUCAUUUAACAAUUUAGAAACAUUUGAACCAAUUCUUUGUAAUAUUUUAAAAGUAUUAGAAUAUAUUGACUCAUUAGAAACUAAACUAACUAAAAUACGUGACCAAAAUCGAAAGAAAACACAAUUGAUUAAACAUUCGAAAUCGUUAAACGAUAUAGAAGUUCUAUACAUGUCAAGCAUACCAACAAAACCUAAUUCCGAAAAUUUUCAUCAGAUGCUAAUCGCAAACCAAAAUGAUGAAUUAAAAUAUUCAAAACAAUGGUUUUUUGAUGAAAAAUCAACCCUCACUGAUGAAAUUGUUAAAGAUAUUUCGAAUGAUGAAGUUCAAACAGCUGAUCCGCAAUUUGAUGAAAAAAUGAUUGGAACUGAAAUCACAUACACAGACAAGAGCUUACAGUUUUUUAAUCCAAUUAUCAUUAUUGACAAAGAAGUUGAAACUAUUGAAAGUGGUAUAAUGGGACCUAGAAAAUCAUCUACUACUAGUUUACCAGAUUCCUAUCGUAGAAAUAUUAAAAAUGCUGAGCAGCAAACUACUACAUCCUUAAUGGGAACGUCCUUUGUUGAUGCGAUGACAGGUGUAUCUGAAGUUAUUUUACCGAUACACUCUGCAGUUCAAACUUCAACAAUUCAAACAGUUGAUAAAAUUCAGCAAACUGAAGAGAAUUUAACAAUCGAAAAACGUGUCUAUGCUGAACUGAAUAUACAAAAGUUAAAAGAAAUAUCUGUAGAAAAUAUUGGAUCGUUAAAAUCACAAUACCAUCGAGAUCUUCAUAAUAUAAUGGCCAAGCAUAAUAACAGCGUUGCACGACUUCAACAAAUGCAUGAAGACACUUUAGCCGAAUGUGUAAGAGAGCAUGAACGAGAAAAUGAUAAUUUACGUGAAUAUAUAAAAGAAUUAAGAACAAAGUUAACGAAGUAUGAAAUUUCAGCUGAACAAGAAAAAAUUGAUGAAUCGGAAAAAAGACUUUUAAGUAACAAAGAUACUCAACGAAUAGUUUCUUCACCUAAUUUAGCAGCUAUUGUGGAUAAAAUUUUGUAUGAAGGCAUAGAGCAAUUAACGAUUCAAGAACUUACGUUAUUGCAUGCAAGAACAUGUAAAGUUAAUAAAAGGAAAAUGACGAAUGAAAAUGGUUCAAGUAAUAAGGAUAAAUAUUUGACACAGUUACAAAUUUUAGAACAAGAAAUAAUGCGAAAACAGAAUAACGCCAUUGAAGAAUUAAAGAAUUUAGAACAUUCAAUGCUUAACGAAAAAGAAGAUUUGAAUGAAUUGAAAAUUAUGACACAAUCAAAUAGACGAUCGUUAUCUGAACAUCGAAAUAACAACAAUGAACAGAAAAACAGUUCAUUAAAUUCUACACGUUCUUUGCAAGUCCAUAAUAGUAAUUUACCUAAUAAAGUGACACUGAAAAGAGAAGGCAGAAAACCAAAAAAACUACAUAAUCAAUUAAUGACACGUGAGAGUUUACAAAAUUCUGCAAUAAGGAAAAAAAGAAAAACUUAA